CAUAUAAAAAGCUGGUUGUCAUCAACUUUGCUACAGCUGGUUGUCAUCAAGUUUGCUACGGCAAGAGUGAGUUUGCAUGUGGCGAUUCCAACGAGGUUGAUUCAUUCUUCUCCAGAAAUUCAAGCUCCACAGAGAUGAAGGAAGAUAAAGGUGCAAGGUGGUUUGAACUCGAAUGUGUACCUAAGGAAUACAUAUUCCCAACGGAAUAUAGACCCCAAAAUCUUGAAAGUCCUGUUUGUGAUUCAAUUCCUGUUAUAAGUCUUGCAAACUCAAAGGCUGAAAAUGGACAUAGCCAACCGGUUGAAGAAAUCUUGAAGGCUUCUCAAGAACUCGGUUUCUUUCAGGUGAUAAAUCAUGGAAUUCCGGAAAAGACGGUAACUGAUGCAAUGAAUGUUCUUAAGGAAUUCUUUGACAUGCAAGUCAAAGAUACAACAACUGAGACUGUCCCUCGUAAAAAAGGUUAUAUUUACACAAACAGCACUGAUUUCGCGAAAGAUGGUGUGCAUUUAUGGAGGGAAAAUUUUAAGCAUCCUUGUCAUCCCUUGGAGGAAUGCAUUCAUCUAUGGCCAGAUACACCAACUCGAUAUCAGGAGGUAAUUGCAGCGUAUAUAGUAGAAAUACAGAAAUUGAGUACAAGGAUUUUAGAGAUGAUUUGUGAAGGAUUAGGACUUGAACAAGGCUACUUUAAAGAUACAAGUGAAGUUCAGUUUUUGUCAUCUAAUUUCUAUCCACCCUGCCCAGACCCGAGUCUAACUUUGGGAAUAUUACCGCACGUUGAUCCUAGUCUUAUAACCAUCCUUUAUCAAGGGGGUUCAACCGGUCUUCAGGUUAUAAAGGAUGGUCAAUGGGUCAAUGUUGGAGCCAUUCCUAAUGCCUUUGUUGUCAACAUAGGUAACCAGUUGGAGAUAAUUAGCAACUGGAAGUUUAAAAGUGCUAAACAUCGGGUGGUGACUAGUACACACGAGACAAGACGAAGCAUUGCAACCUUUGUGAACCCGUCUCCCAAUUGCAUCAUUGAACCAGCAAAAAACUUGGUGAACGAAUUGGAACCAACGCUAUACAAAGCUAGCCAAAACUUGGUGAAUGAAUUGGAACCCGCGCUUUACAAACCUAGUCAAUAUAAAGAAUAUGUUCUCCACAGCAACGCAUUUGGUGACGACACUGCUGCCAUCCAGAAUGGUCUGCGUUAAGAAAGUUGAACAACACAUAGACGGAUUGUCUGUGCUAUGUCCAAACUUUGUUUUAGGUACUUAAUUUUUAUUUGUCCCAACUUAUGCAAGAACGUAGAAUGGUUGGUAUUUGGAGUGGAUGAACUUUAACUUUUAUUUAUUUCGUUCAACUUUUAGAAAGUGA
This is a messenger RNA of Helianthus annuus (common sunflower), 1353 nucleotides long. Its product is annotated as hyoscyamine 6-dioxygenase. The record is from RefSeq and is a predicted model, not a curated record. Lineage: Eukaryota; Viridiplantae; Streptophyta; Magnoliopsida; Asterales; Asteraceae. The coding region runs from base 135 to 1190 and encodes 351 amino acids. The transcript is spliced from 5 exons.